CGAGGGAGCGGCGCUGCCGGCCAAGAGCGCAGGCCCGGCCAUGACCGACUUCAAAUUGGGCAUCGUGCGGCUCGGCCGGGUGGCCGGGAAGACCAAAUACACACUGAUCGACGAGCAGGACAUCCCGCUGGUAGAGAGCUACUCCUUUGAGGCCCGAAUGGAAGUGGAUGCAGAUGGAAAUGGCGCUAAGAUAUUUGCCUAUGCCUUUGACAAGAACCGAGGAAGGGGCUCUGGGAGACUCCUUCAUGAGCUGCUGUGGGAGCGGCACCGGGGGGGCGUGGCCCCGGGCUUCCAGGUGGUGCACCUCAACGCCGUGACUGUGGACAAUCGCCUGGAUAACCUGCAGUUGGUGCCGUGGGGCUGGCGGCCCAAGGCCGAGGAGACCUCCAGCAAACAGAGGGAGCAAAGCUUGUACUGGCUUGCAAUUCAGCAGCUGCCUACAGACCCCAUAGAAGAGCAGUUUCCUGUCCUAAACGUGACCCGGUACUACAACGCCAACGGGGACGUGGUGGAGGAGGAGGAGAAUUCCUGUACCUACUAUGAGUGCCACUACCCGCCCUGCACGGUGAUCGAGAAGCAGCUCCGGGAGUUCAACAUCUGCGGGCGCUGCCAGGUGGCCCGGUACUGCGGCUCCCAGUGUCAGCAGAAGGACUGGCCGGCCCACAAGAAACACUGUCGGGAGAGGAAGCGUCCCUUCCAGCAUGAGCUCGAGCCGGAGCGAUGACGGGCGGGGCAGCCGCACACAGUCGCAGCCCCCGGGCUCUGCCCUGGGCACAGCAGAGACAAACUCGUGGUUGAACCUGGAGGUGCCGAAAAAGCCAGCUGCAGGCCCGGGACGGCCGCCGUGAGACUCCCGACGUUACAGGCAGCCUGUGUGGGCACAGCGCCCUCAGUGUUCAUCCCCAGCAGGGACAGGAGGAGGCUCCACCGGGACGGUUCUCAUUAUUUAUAUGUUAAUAUGUUUGCAAACUCAUGUACAGUUUUUUUGGGGGGGAGGCAAAGGGAAGGGUAGAAAUUACAAAUAGAAUCUUUUGCUGUAAUCCUUGAAUGGCAAAUGGUCAGGCCACGUGUCUAAAAACUGUCCUGUAGCUGCAGCUUCGCCCCACGGAGCGCGGCCUGCACGGGAGCUGUGUCCACAGAGGCAAAGUAAAGGGG
Cebus imitator (Panamanian white-faced capuchin) is the source of this 1155-nucleotide messenger RNA. RefSeq names its product zinc finger MYND domain-containing protein 19. The coding region runs from base 41 to 724 and encodes 227 amino acids. The record is from RefSeq and is a predicted model, not a curated record. The transcript has a single exon. Lineage: Eukaryota; Metazoa; Chordata; Mammalia; Primates; Cebidae.